UAAAUACAAAUUGAUCCUAAGUGAGGAGCCUGUGGAGAAACGAAGGAGGUUCCAAAAUGAUAUGACACCAUCUCCUAUAGAUUACUCCAUGUCCAGUCCUUACAGGAGGGGAGAGGCCACUAUUGCCGACCUAGGAGGAGAGGACAGCCUUGAGAAAUCCAGUUCUGAGAGAAGCACACCACCAUACCUCUUACCAGAAUACCCAGAAGCAAACAAGAGCACAGGCCACAACAGGGAAGCUCCAGCACUUUGUCUAGGGUCCCAAGACCAAGACCAGGAGUCCCUGCUUUCUGAAGAAUUAGAAGAUCAGAUGCCAAUAUUGGUAGCAGAAGAAUCUAACCGGAGUAGCGAGAAUAGAGAAGUGAAUGAAGGGCCUUUUGUAGCGGUGGUCAGAGUUGCGAAGGGACUUGGAGAUUCAGGAGCUCCCAUCCAGCUAUUCCCUUUCAACUGGGAGGAGUUUGUAGGCAGAAGAAAGGCAGCAGCGGAACCUUGGAACCUGAACCCUUAUUCUCCUGUGGCCCCUGCCACAGCUACUGCAGGCAAAGGAAAAGGCUACCAGGAGAGUGGAAGUCGGAACAUGCCAAAGAUAAAGAACCAGAGAGAACUGGAAGAAUUGAAGAGAACCACAGAAAAACUGGAGCGUGUUUUGGCUGAAAGGAAUCUGUUCCAGCAAAAGGUAGAGGAGCUGGAACAGGAGAAGAAUCACUGGCAUUCUGAAUUUAAGAGAGCUCAACAUGAAUUGGUGACCUAUAGUACCCAGGAGACUGAAGGCUUAUACUGGAGCAAGAAGCACAUGGGUUAUCGCCAAGCUGAAUUCCAGAUUCUGAAAGCGGAGCUAGAAAGAACCAAAGAGGAGAAGCAAGAACUAAAAGAGAAACUGAAAGAGACAGAGACACAACUGGAAGUAUUGCAGAAGGCCCAGGUCUCCUGCCAGAACACAGAGAGAGAUGACUUAGAAAGGGCUUUGGCAAAGCUUACGCGGCUACGUAUCCACGUCAGCUAUCUCCUUACUUCUGUCCUCCCUCACUUGGAGCUUUGUGAGAUCGGGUAUGACUCAGAACAAGUGGAUGGGAUCCUGUACACAGUGCUGGAGGCAAAUCGCAUACUGGAUUGAGCACCAGACUAUAUAUCCUCUCCUAGCUUUCUCUUUUCUUUACUGCCUGUGUACUAUAUGUCUCCCCCAGCUGCUGCUGCUUCUUCUUCCCUUCUCCCUUCAUAUCCCUCCCCCAGCCUCCUUCUUUCCCUUUCACCUUUAUGCCUUAUAUUGAAAGUCUUUGAAUAAGUCCUGGUUCUUAAUCAGUGUACUUUGCAUUCAGUGUGGGUGUGAAGAAAGAGGCCCAUUAAAUAGCCUUUUAAGAGUCCAGGAACAGAAAAGCAAUAGUCACCAAGUUAGGUGACUGGAAAGCACUAAUUUUCAUGAUCUAGAUAUGUGGCCUAUUUCGUGUUCUGCUAAUGGUUCGUCUUCAUUUGGGUUAAAUCAGUCAGCAAAUGUUGGGUCCAAUUCACCUGGUGGGAAAAGUCAUGCUGCCAGCCCUGCCAGGGUUCUAACAGUCUAGCCGGAAGCACAAGUCACAGCAAGUUAGCUAACUAUAAAAGAAGGGUAUGGUGUGCCUGAGUGGUAUAGGCGUGGCAUGGAAGACAGAGGCGAGCAACUUAAAGGAAGGCAGUACACCAUAAGUGGGACCUAAUGAAGGUUAAGGAGUGAGCAUAGCAACGCUCUUAAUGACGGUUGUUGCUUAAGUGGUAGGAUUAUGGUUGAUAUUUUCCUUCUUCCUAUCUUCUUGCCCUUUUCAAAUUUUCUAUUACAUUCUCGUUGUUCUUCUUAUGUUGCAAAAUAAAUUGUUUUGAAA
Microtus oregoni (creeping vole) is the source of this 1850-nucleotide messenger RNA. Its product is annotated as MORC family CW-type zinc finger protein 4-like. NCBI's taxonomy places the organism in Eukaryota, Metazoa, Chordata, Mammalia, Rodentia, Cricetidae. The transcript has 3 exons. The record is from RefSeq and is a predicted model, not a curated record. The annotation marks the transcript as partial.